ACUUGUCAGAGGGUUAUACUUUUAGCUUCCCCCAUCCUGCAAGGCCACUCAACCAUGUGCUAGCUGGAGUCAUCUUUAUUCACAAUGUCUUUACAAAAGCUCAUGCAACAGAGAAGCAAUGGCAAUGUGGUGGACUACUGCGCUGGUCCAGCCUAUAGCUCUUACUCCACACUCACAGGCAGCCUUCAGAUGGAUGAUAAUAGAAGGAUUCAAAUGCUGGCAGACACUGUGGCCACUUUGCCUCGGGGACGAAAGCAGCUUGCUUUGACCAGAUCAAGUUCUUUAGGUGACUUUUCCUGGCCUCAAAGAAAACUGCUGAUUGUGGAAAAGCAGGAUAAUGAAACAUUUGGAUUUGAAAUUCAGACUUACAGACUCCAGAACCAGAACACCUGCCCCUGGGAGAUGUGUACCCUGAUCUGCAAAAUACGAGAGGACAGCCCAGCUCACUGCUCUGGCCUGCAAACUGGUGAUAUCCUUGCAAAUAUCAAUGGCGUGAGCACAGAAGGCUUCACACACAAACAAGUGGUUGACCUGAUCAGAUCGUCAGGAAACCUGCUAACGAUAGAGACUCUUAAUGGAACAAUGAUUCUGAGAAGAGCAGAGCUGGAGGCAAAGCUGCAGGUUUUAAAGCAAACUUUGAAGAAAAAAUGGGUAGAGUUCAGAUCUCUGCAGUUACAGGAACAGCGUCUUCUUCAUGGUAAAUGUGAUUUCCUGUUUAGAAACCACGGUGAUGCAGCUAACUGCCCAAGUUUGGAAAACACGGACAUAGAUGAAUCGUCUUUGUUUGGAAUGUUGCCUGCGCCGGUCCCAGCCCUCGUGGACCGAAAUCGAUUAUCCAGUGAGAGCAGUUGCAAGAGCUGGCUGAGCUCCGUGACCAUGGACAGCGAGGACGGCUACCAGACAUGCAUGUCUGAGGACUCUAGUGGAGGGGCCUUCAGUCGGCAGACAAGCACAGAGGAUGAGUGCUUUAUCCCCAAGGAUGGAGACGAUUUUCUGAGGAAGUCUUCAUGGAGGAGGAACCGGAACAUCAGCACCACCAGCAGUGGGUCUCUAUCUCCCUUGUGUGAUAGCAGCUUCUCAAACGUGUUUGGGACCCUGCCCCGGAAGAGUAGGAGGGGAAGUGUCCGGAAACAACUCUUGAAAUUCAUCCCUGGCCUUCACCGCGCGGUGGAAGAGGAAGAGAGUCGCUUUUGACCUCUUGUGAUGUCCUUUCCCAUUAGCUUAUUUCCGAAAUACCUCUAGACUUCUCUAGAUGAACUCCACCCAGUUUAGUGGGAAAGUGCAGAGAGACUGAGAAACUGACGUCCCUUUAUUUAAACUUUUGUUUCUUGCUUCUUAAAUCAUUUUUCAACCAGAACAACUCAAGUUCUUAGCAGGGAGAUCUGGUAAUAAACUAGAUAACAUAAAAAAUUAACAAAAGUUCCUGCUCGCUUUACUUUUGCUUAUGGAGGUGAGGUUAUUAUUUGUUUUAUAGAUUGUUCAUGGCAAGAAUUGAGAACUUUUUGGUGUUAAAUUUGAAGAAGGGACUGAGAGAAUGUAACUAUUUGGAAUACUUUCCACGGGUUAAUUGGUAUGUUACAAAACCUUAGGUUUUCUUAAGUUCGGUAACCUCUGGGGGUGCUUUGUAAUAUGCAGUUUUGAAUGUGUAUGUCCAGAUCUAUGAAAGGUUAUGACCAAAGGUGAUCAUCAGACAUUUCUCACAUCCACAUGACAAUAAAAAAAAAAUACAGCAGGAAAUUUAAGACUUAGUGGAAGGGUCCAAGCUUCAUGAGAAACAUGGAAAGUGGUCGUUGGUCUGAGAUAAGUGUUGAGGAAGAGUACAGUAAGAUCUCUCUCUCUCUCUUUUUUUUUUUUAAUAGGCAGUCUAACAAAAAUGGUAAGAAUUUCAUUUUUCUUGCCUGAUUCAACUUUUGUUCUGCCGGAACAUUGAUAACAAGUCUGGAAGAACUCUCAGAAUCCUACAGUUUUGUGAUUUUUUUUCAAGUGUGAUACUUUUUGCCACAAAUGUUUAAAGUCUGAAAAAUUAAGACUUGGGAAAGGAUUUUCCUCCUGUGUAUUUUUUUCACAUCAUCCCUCACUUCAUACUAUAUAUCCCAAACAGUUAUUAUCUCAGAUCUUUUUUGCAUAUUAAUUAUGUUAGAUCACAUUUUUAUUCAAUAAUAUUAAAGCACAUGAUUUUUCUGUUCUGGUGACGCAGCUGCUACUACUUAUACUCUGGAGUAGAUAGUCCAGACUAUAUAAUAAAUAAUUCUUAAUUAUUUUAAACUCUGUGUGUGUGUGUAUGUGUGUGGUUGGGAGAAGGAGAGACAAUUGGCUUUGAGUGGGACUGCUACACUUAAGCAAACUUCUAAAUAAUCCAAGAGAUUUAUCAUUUUGAGAGAAAAAAAAAGUGUAAUUUUUGUAGAGGGGAGGAUGAGGAAGCUUAGGGAAAUAAAACAUGAAAAGAUUUGUAAUUAUGACCUACUUUCUAUUAAUCCUUUGAAAUCAGAGGCAUCCAUUGGGUGAUGAGAUUGAGUGAGAGUCAUUCAGAUGAAAGGCAGUGUGCUGCAUUGUUCCUGGGAACAAUACCAAGCAUGCCUAUGAUUGAUUGAUGCCUAGUAGGUUAACUCAUAGCGACUCUAUAGGACAGAGUAGAACUGCCCCAUAGGGUUUCCAAGGCUGUGAAUCUUUAUGGAAGCACAUUGCCAAAUCUCUCUCCCACCGAGUGGCUGGUGGGCUCCAACUACUGACUUUUUGGAUUGCAGCCAAACGCUUAACCACUGUGCCAUGGAUUAAAGAUGCAAUACCUAUUAUCCCCUCAAUAACCUGUAGGCAGGUGUUAGGCAUACAGACAAGGAAGCAGGAUUUCAGAGAAGUUCUCGAGGUCACACAGUGGCAGGGCUGAAUCUGGAAGCUGUUUUUUUUCCCUGGCUCUAGCUUUUCCUCUUUUUUUUUUUUUUUCUAGCUUUUCCUCUUAGUCUUUCUCGAUAUUGUUUAUUCUUUUGCUGGUACUAUGUAGAUAUUCCUACAGGAAUUUCUUUCUCUAACAGUAAGACUUAAAAUGCAUAAUUGUACAUGCUUCAUGGAUAAGGAUAUUGUCUUCAGUAAAUAGGAAAACAAACACGCAUUUAGAGUGGCUUUUUCUCCUGGUUCCCACAAGCAAGUUUUCAGAUAUAUGGGCUUAUUAAUAACUGCGUGGUUAUGGAUGUGUUGUUAUUUUCAACAAGGGCUUGAAAACGGGUUGUGAUCCAACUGGUACUGCUUAUUUCUCCUUGUAGACUAGAAUUAUCAAGUUAAAGAUGUUCUUGCAUGAAGGCAGCCUGUUAGUCUCAUAUCUCUGAAGUUUAGUGGGAAGAAAUACCAUGUUUACUUGAGGAAAGUAAACUUUAAAGUCUUCGACAAUGUGAAAAGUCCUCUGAGGACUAUCACAGGUCACCUGGGAAAGCAAGCCAUAGGCCAUUUGCUUUUCUGGAGGCUUUAUGUGUUAAAUUUAGUGUGACUAAUGCAAAGUGAGACAUCUUUCCAUCAUUGUGUACAUGUGAGAAGAAGCAUGCAACCAAGGAAUACUGCAAGAGUAUAAGAAGUGGGCUAAUAUGUGGAACAUGGGAUCCAUUCCAUUGGUAUCUGUCUAGGAAGAAAAUUGUGUGCAUUUGUGUUUUUGGAAAAGUAAUUAAUAUUUUGAACAUUCCCAAAUACCAUGUAGAAAAUUCUAAUUCCAGAGCACCUAGGAGAUGACAAAGCUUCACCAAUCACUGAAUGAUCUAUCUGUUGCUUCUGAAUCACAGUAAAGGUCAGACCUGGAAUGGAGACAAAGAAGGGGUAGAGCAAGUUUCACUGUAGUUUGUGAUAAGAGGAGUUAGAGCUAAGAUUUAGGUACAUUUCUGGGAAGAAAAAAAAGAAAAGCCCUGGUUAACCAAGGUACAGGAAGGAAGGGUAUGUCAUGUUUUAUGUGUUCACAAGCUGUAAGAAAA
This is a messenger RNA of Loxodonta africana (African savanna elephant), 3950 nucleotides long. It is a transcript of the gene CYTIP, whose product is annotated as cytohesin 1 interacting protein. Gene Ontology annotation, cellular component: cell cortex. The record is from RefSeq and is a predicted model, not a curated record. Gene Ontology annotation, molecular function: protein binding. NCBI's taxonomy places the organism in Eukaryota, Metazoa, Chordata, Mammalia, Proboscidea, Elephantidae. Gene Ontology annotation, biological process: regulation of cell adhesion. The coding region runs from base 85 to 1194 and encodes 369 amino acids. The transcript has 8 exons.